UGUUCCUCUGCCUUGGUUCCACCACUUCAAUUGACUUCGAUGGCUCGCGAAGUCAUCGAAAUACCCUCCUCACCUGAGGCCUCGCCAGAAGUUCGCGCAAGAAAGCCAGCUCCACCAGGGAGAGCUAUUCGGGCGUCGACACUAUCAUCAUUAUUGAUUCAGACGAAGAAGACCGCGCUCAACGCCAGACGCGUGAUCGCAAUGCUGUCGCUGGGUCUUCAAAGAAGAAAGAGAAUCUUGCUCCUUUGACGCGUAGGGCCGGAUCUUCCUCCCGGUCUGCCGAUAACAUACCCGGCAAACGGGGAGGAAAGAACAAGCCGGAGCCUUUGUUUCUUCCAAGCGACGAGGAGAACGAACCGCCGCCACCAACGACCCAAACACAGCUGACGAGGAGGAGCAUGAGGCUGUCGGCGGAACGAGAUUUCCGGCGCCGCCCCCUGAUCCGGUGCAUAUUUAUGUGGCCCGCGUUCUCGAAAUCGUACCGGACGUACUCGAAGAACACGCGUUAUCUCUCGUCCGGAAGCAUCUCAAGACCGCUGGAAAUGGUUUGAUAGAAACUGUGAUCCAUGCACUUUUCGAGAAUCCGACUUAUCCGCGAGCGGACAGCAAAGGCAAACGUCGUGCACAGCCCAAUGAAUGUGACACGCAAGGGAAACGAGUGAAACUUGACUACUCUAGCACUGAGAGGGCUAUAAGGGUGGGGUUGACUACGAGCAACUUGCCAUGGAUCAACUCUCGCUGGAUUUCCCGCUCAUUCCCAGAAUGCAUAUCCGACUUUCCUUACUUGACCACCGUUCACUUUACGCGCCGACCUAUCUAUUUCUGGAGAAAGAACAGUCCUCCGAAGCUCUUCCUUAUACACAGAAGCGCAUCCCGACUAGACCUGCGGCGAAAGGCAAGCGGAGGGCCACUCAUGAUGAAGAAUUCGAGAAGGAGAGAGAGUGGAUCUUAUCCCGUGGAGGAGCUGCGAUGACUCCGGUGCUAACUGAAGCUUCGGGUGAAGCUGAGAUUGAAUGCGGAUGCUGUUUCACCGACUCUCCCUUUGACAAGAUGAUCCAAUGUCCAGAUGCACAUCUGUUCUGUACGGAAUGUAUGACUAGCUACGCCGAAAACCUGCUCGGCUCGCAUGACCACAAAAUCAUCUGCAUCGAUCAAUCUGGCUGUAAAUUGGCUUUCACGGUCGCGGAACUACGACGCUUCUUGACGCCUCAGCUGUUUUCUCUGAAAAGCUCUUCACUUGUCGUAACGAGGAUUGCGCCGCGGUCAGGUGACCACCUACUUGGCUUUGUCGUUUCUUCUCAUGCUGAUCUCCAUCAAGUUGUAGACAGUGCAAGCAGCUGGUACAAAAGCGCGACGGAUCUGGCUAUGUUUGCUUAUAAGAUGACAGAGGUUCAAGACGAUAAAAAGUUGGAUGCACGUCAUGAAAUCGAGGAAGCAAUGACACGCGCGUUGAUGCGCAAUUGUCCACGGUGCAAUAAAGCGUUUGUCAAAGACCACGGAUGCAACAAAAUGACUUGUCCAUUUUGUCACACCAAGUCAUGUUACCUGUGCCGCAAAGUUAUCACCGGCUAUGAUCAUUUCUUGCCACAGUUUCCGAUGCAACCUGGUGGCGUUGGUCCAAGUAGAGUAGACGGCAAAUGUGUUCUUUGGGAUCCGGUAGAUCAGCGCCACGCUGAAGAGGUCGGUCGUGGCUUUUCCUCCACUGAAUGCCUAUUCAAUUAUUCCUUGAAGGUCAAGCAAGCAAGAGAUAGAGCUUUGAAAGAUUUCCGACGACAUAAUCCUGACACUGAUGACGAACAUCUGCAAGUGGAUUUGCCCGUCGCUCCGCGGGCAAUAGAUCCUGUAGCCCAUCCAGCCCAUCCUGUUGCCCCCGGUUUCGGAGGAGCUCAUCGCGGGAUGGGUCAACAUGGUUUUCCCCAUCACAUGGUGGCACCACAGCCAAUGGUUCACAACAAUCAAAUGGCCCAAAUCCAGGCUCAAAUCCAUGCGAAUAUGGCACAGUUGCGCGCUCAAAUGUUGGCAAUGCAGCCGCCAUUGCCACCGGUCCGCAGAGCGCCCAGGAGACGAACUUAA
This is a messenger RNA of Mycena citricolor, 2073 nucleotides long. Lineage: Eukaryota; Fungi; Basidiomycota; Agaricomycetes; Agaricales; Mycenaceae. The record is from the annotation of a GenBank genome assembly.